GUAAAAUGUAGGACGAAUCGACAGAACACCGGGACUACUCACAUCUCCACAGUCUCCGGAUGCUAUCGUCAUCAUAAGCUGCCAACAUACCCGGAUGUUUUGACAGUAAAACAACUCAGGAAGCUAAACAUGUCUUGCUAUGCUUAAAACAAAUUGUUGGGAAUGCAGCCGCCACUCCCAGCUGACGCUGUCAGAGAGCUCGUGUCCUCCUGUCUGCACAGGGACCCAGUAGCGGCAGACCUGCGCUGCAGCCUUUUUGUAGCAGCUGCUCAAAACUACAAGCGAGAUUCAGUGCUAAGACCUUUUCCACCUAGAUACAUUAGUGUGGACAGCAAGGAGUUUGAUGAGUUGUUAAGGGAAGUGAGCUCUUUGCCUGGACUGAGAGAGCUGGUGAGGCUGAGGCCUGGUGAGGGAGACCAACAUCUGGCUCUCGUUCACUGGGUUCUUUCCUCCAAAAGCUUUGCGGUUAAGACACUACAAAAAGAAGAGUAUGCUAAACUGUAUAACCUGACUGAGAGUGAGGGGAUUUCUGCGCCUGUCCCAGACUUCCUGUUUGAGCUGGAAUAUUGUGACCAAAUGAAGGCAAACUUUGAGAAGACAAGAGAUGGACGAGACAUUUUCUAUGCAUUCCAUGGCAGCCGCUUGGAGAACUUUCAUUCUAUCAUUCACAAUGGGCUACACUGUCACCUUAACAAGACCUCACUGUUUGGGGAGGGAACCUACCUCACCAGUGACCUCAGCAUGGCUGUACUCUACAGCCCCCAUAGCAACGGGUGGCGGGAAAGUCUCCUAGGACCCCUACUGAGCUGUGUUGCCAUGUGUGAAGUCAUCGAUCACCCAGAUGUAAAGUGCCAGGUUAAGAGUAAAGACAAGACCGUUGAUCGCCAGCGCUCCCGGGCCAGAAACAGUGAAGGAGGGGAGGUCCCUCAGAAGUACUUUGUGGUCACCAACAAUCAGCUGCUGAGAGUCAAGUACUUGUUUGUGUACUCUCAGAGAAGACACCUGUCCAGACAUUCCCGCGGCACCUCAUGGUUAGUCAGACAUCAUUUUGCCAUUAUGAUGAGCCUCUAUCUUCUGUUGCUCAUAUUCAUCGGUGCCUUCAAUUCCACCACCUUCCUGUCCUUUUGGCAAAGACUGUUCCGGUGACACAACAGAGGACAUUCCUCCUCAGUGCCUUGCCUUACACAGACAAUCAAGCCAGAAAGACAAGAGGACAUACCAUUCUAACUCAGUUUUUCUUCAUACAUUUACUGUUAUCACUGCAACAUAUUCAGAUGAUCUCAUCAUGUAAAUUAAAACCACCAAUUUCAUUUAAAAAAAACUCAGCAGAAUAUUAAGACUAGACCCAAAAAUGAGAAAUCUGUAUGUUAGAUUUUAGAGGGAUGCAGCUAAAUAUAAUCGACACGGCACAAUACGUUGACCUGCAUAAGGAUAUAAGUAUGAAGGGUUUGGUUAGGUGUACUGUACCUACCAUACUUAGGAAUUAAUCAUUAAAUAUAUUAACAAUGGGAUUAAUCUAGCUACGCCUUUUAUUUCAGUAUGAUUGAUACAGCUGAGACUUUAUCACUAUUAUCACUUCUGGACUCCUUUAUAUGAUGUUCUAUGUGUUUCUGGUGUCUGGAGUCUGAUGCACCAUGUGACUUAUUUCAAACGAGAAAGUCAGUGGAAUCAGCCCAUUUCUAUAUAUUUUUUGGCCUUUUGAUUGCCUGCAUUUAUUGAACACAGGUUUUUCUUUUUUCUUGAACCAUAGAGGGUAUAGUGACUAAAUUCUCACCGUACAUUUUAAGUUCAUUGUAUUUAUUAUACAUGUUGUAUUGAAAUGGAAGGAAAACUCCUCUAAGGAUUUCUUGUUAAGGUCAGUCACGUUUAUGUUCAUAUAGCGUAUGCUUUUGGAUCCCUUAUCACAGAUAUAUUUCUUGAAUAAUAAAUCUUUGAACUAAA
Molecule: messenger RNA, 1941 nt
Organism: Osmerus eperlanus (European smelt)
Lineage: Eukaryota; Metazoa; Chordata; Actinopteri; Osmeriformes; Osmeridae
Gene: parp16
Product: poly (ADP-ribose) polymerase family, member 16
Exons: 7
Coding region: 163-1146 (327 amino acids)
Biological process (GO): endoplasmic reticulum unfolded protein response
Cellular component (GO): nuclear envelope; endoplasmic reticulum tubular network; membrane
Molecular function (GO): NAD+ poly-ADP-ribosyltransferase activity; kinase binding; protein serine/threonine kinase activator activity
Source: RefSeq, a predicted model, not a curated record